Messenger RNA from Hippoglossus stenolepis (Pacific halibut), 14576 nucleotides. It is a transcript of the gene trpm3, whose product is annotated as transient receptor potential cation channel, subfamily M, member 3. The record is from RefSeq and is a predicted model, not a curated record. The transcript has 26 exons. The coding region runs from base 972 to 6326 and encodes 1784 amino acids. Lineage: Eukaryota; Metazoa; Chordata; Actinopteri; Pleuronectiformes; Pleuronectidae. Gene Ontology annotation, cellular component: membrane. Gene Ontology annotation, biological process: monoatomic cation transmembrane transport; protein tetramerization. Gene Ontology annotation, molecular function: monoatomic cation channel activity.
CUUCGCUCCCCUCUUCAUAUUCUCUCUCUCUCUCUCUCUCUCUCUCUCUCUCUCUCUCUCUCUCUCUCUCUCUCUCCAUCUCUCCUGUUUUUUUCCCAUGCGCAAAAUCAACCUUUUUUCUUGCAUCCUUUCCCCAUAGUUUCAAUUUCAGCUUGUUCAUCAAUUGUAUUGGAUUGUAUUUUGUCUCCCCUCUCUCUCCCUCUAUCUAUCUCCCCCUCUCUCUCUCUUUUUCUCUCUCUCCUCUCUCUCCAUCUCUCCCCCUUCCAUUCUCUGUCUUUCCCUUUUUCUCAUCUUGGAGACAGUAGUGUGCAUGCAGCCUCAAAUCUAAGCUGCUGCCUGUCAGGCUGCUCCGUUUAUGCGCUCUGCGCUGCUCUCGUUUCCUCUUCUCUGCCCUCUGCGCUAUACUGCACUGCACUGCACUGCUCUGCUCAUCUCUCUUCUCCUUUCCAUUCCUCUUCUCACAUCUCAAUCUCUUUCUAUCUUCUACCUUUUUCUCUUCCUGAAUCCUUUUCACAUUACAAGCUCUUUUAUCCACUGUGCAUUGCCGUGCUCUGCUCUGUUGUUUGGGAAAAUAUUGUUCACUCUGGGUUUUUUCGCGCCACCGCUCUACACGCUCCAGCUACUGGUGGAGGAGGAAUCAGAUGCUCCUGGGGCUCCAGGUUUGGCUUGCUUCGAACCUUUUGGAUCUGUGUGGACGGAGUGGAGAGGAGGACAGGGAGGAAGGGUGGAGGGGCAGUCAGCUGCCCAGGUGAGCGCUUCAUCUGCCCAGGGAGGUAAAGGCUGGCAGUGGUGGUGGCGGCAGUAGCGGCUGUUUUUUGUCCAUCGAGGGUCAUGCCCUGGGAAUUGCGUGCUUUUCAGCAGUUGGAGUUGGAGACCCUCUCCUAUUUUUGCCCCCCUAGUGGGGCAGCAUUGAUCCUGGUGCCGCGAAAAGCUGCCGGGCACCAGUGGCUGCUCCGAGAAGAGUGGGCACCAUGAACCAACUGGACGCGCCACGGCCAAUCAACUGGACCAUCAGAAAACUGUGCCAUGCAGCCUUCCUGCCAUCUGUUCGCCUGCUAAAGGCACAGAAAUCGUGGAUAGAAAGAGCAUUCAGCAAGAGAGAAUGUGUUCAUAUCAUAGUGAGCGCCAAAGACCCCCAUAGGUGCUGUUGUGGUCGUCUGAUAGGUCAGCAUGUGGGCCUGCCUCCUGGCAUCUCAUCCAGUCAGAAUGAUAAGGCAGAGCGUUUGGCCAAGAAUGACAGCCUGUCAGAGAAGUGGUCCAUCACCAAGCACACACAGCUCAGUCCCACCGAUGCCUUCGGCACCAUCGAGUUCCAGGGAGGAGGACACUCCAACAAAGCCAUGUACGUGCGAGUGUCGUAUGACACCAAGCCUGAUUUGCUGCUUCACCUGAUGACCAAGGAAUGGCAGCUGGACCUGCCCAAGCUGCUCAUCUCAGUCCACGGGGGCCUGCAGAACUUUGAAUUACAACCCAAACUCAAACAGGUCUUCGGCAAAGGGCUCAUCAAGGCUGCCAUGACAACAGGCGCCUGGAUAUUCACUGGUGGGGUCAACACAGGUGUGAUUCGCCAUGUAGGUGACGCACUGAAAGACCACGCCUCCAAGUCAAGGGGGAAGAUCUGCACCAUUGGCAUCGCCCCGUGGGGCAUCGUAGAAAAUCAGGAGGAUCUUGUUGGCAAAGAUGUGGUGCGUCCAUACCAGACCAUGUCCAACCCGAUGAGCAAGUUGACGGUUCUAAACAGUCUCCACUCCCACUUCAUCUUGGCAGACAAUGGCACCACGGGAAAGUACGGCGCCGAGGUCAAACUGCGACGCCAGCUAGAGAAACACAUCUCUCUGCAGAAGAUCAACACACGUAUUGGUCAGGGUGUGCCGGUGGUGGCUCUGAUUGUGGAGGGAGGUCCUAAUGUGAUCUCCAUUGUGCUGGAGUACCUCAGGGACACUCCUCCAGUUCCAGUGGUGGUGUGUGAUGGCAGUGGCAGAGCGUCAGACAUCUUGGCCUUUGGACACAAAUACUCUGAGGAGGGAGGCAUAAUUAAUGAGUCACUAAGAGACCAGUUGCUGGUGACCAUCCAGAAGACAUUCACCUACAGCCGCACUCAGGCCCAACAUCUGUUCAUCAUUCUCAUGGAGUGCAUGAAGAAGAAGGAGCUGAUAACAGUUUUCCGGAUGGGGUCGGAGGGACAUCAGGACAUUGACCUUGCCAUCCUCACUGCAUUACUCAAAGGUGCCAACGCCUCUGCUCCUGACCAGCUAAGUUUAGCUCUAGCGUGGAACAGAGUGGACAUCGCCCGCAGUCAGAUCUUCAUCUAUGGACAGCAGUGGCCUGUCGGUUCCCUGGAGCAGGCGAUGCUGGAUGCCUUAGUUCUGGACAGAGUUGACUUUGUAAAGCUCCUGAUUGAAAACGGAGUCAGUGUGCACCGUUUCCUCACACUCUCCAGAUUGGAGGAGCUCUACAACACGAGGCAUGGACCAUCCAACACGCUGUCCCACCUUGUACGAGAUGUCAAAAAGGGAAACCUGCCCCCGGACUACCGCAUUAGCCUCAUCGACAUUGGCCUGGUCAUUGAAUACCUCAUGGGCGGAGCUUAUCGGUGUAACUACACCAGGAAGAGAUUCAGAACUCUGUACCACAACCUGUUUGGACCCAAACGGCCCAAAGCCCUGAAACUGCUGGGGAUGGAGGACGACAUGCCAAUCCGCAGAGGCCGCCAGAAGACCACGCGCAAACGAGAGGAAGAGGUCGACAUCGAUUUGGACGACCCGGAAAUCAACCACUUCCCUUUCCCCUUCCACGAACUGAUGGUCUGGGCCGUCCUCAUGAAACGUCAGAAGAUGGCACUGUUCUUUUGGCAGCAUGGCGAAGAGGCCAUGGCGAAGGCUUUGGUAGCCUGUAAGCUUUGUAAGGCCAUGGCGCACGAAGCCUCGGAGAACGACAUGGUGGAUGACAUCUCCCAGGAACUAAACCACAACUCUAGAGAGUUUGCCCAGCUGGCGGUGGAACUCCUCGACCAGUCCUAUAAACAAGAUGAGCAGAUGGCCAUGAAGCUGUUGACGUACGAGCUGAAGAACUGGAGCAACGCCACCUGCCUGCAGCUGGCGGUAGCGGCCAAACACAGGGAUUUCAUCGCUCACACCUGCAGUCAGAUGCUGCUGACCGACAUGUGGAUGGGACGCCUGCGCAUGCGCAAGAACUCCGGUCUGAAGGUGAUCUUAGGGCUACUACUGCCUCCGUCCAUCCUGAGUCUGGAGUUCAAGAACAAGGACGAGAUGUCGUACAUGCCCCAGGAUCAGGAGACCUACCUGCAGGAGAAGGAGGAGGAGGAGCCUGAGAAACCGGUCAAGGAGAAGGAGGAUGAAGACAUGGAGUUCACAGUAAGAUCUUACUGUGAGACGCAGUACAACUCCGUGGCAAUGCUGGGUAAGGUUACCACGGAGACAUCCAGAAAGAAGGAUGUUGAGGAGGUUCAGAACCGCCACCGCCUCAUCCCCCUGGGACGCAAAAUAUACGAGUUCUACAACGCGCCGAUUGUCAAGUUCUGGUUCCAUACGAUGGCAUAUGUGGCCUACCUCAUGUUGUUCAACUACAUCGUCCUGGUGAAGAUGGAUCUGUGGCCGUCUCCUCAGGAGUGGAUCGUCAUCGCUUACAUCUUCACUAACGGCAUCGAGAAGAUGAGAGAGAUUCUGAUGUCAGAGCCAGGGAAGUUGUUACAGAAGGUGAAGGUGUGGCUCCAGGAGUACUGGAACAUCACAGACCUCAUGGCCAUCCUCAUAUUCUCGGUCGGCAUGGUUCUGCGUCUCCAGGAGCCGCCGCUCAUGAGCUACGGCCGAGUCAUCUACUGUGUCAACAUCAUCUAUUGGUACAUCCGGCUGCUCGACAUCUUUGGGGUCAACAAGUACCUGGGACCCUACGUGAUGAUGAUUGGCAAAAUGAUGAUCGACAUGAUGUAUUUUGUGAUCAUCAUGCUGGUGGUGCUGAUGAGUUUUGGGGUGGCGCGUCAGGCCAUCCUCCACCCGAACGAGGACCCGUCCUGGAUGUUAGCCCGGAACAUCUUCUUCAUGCCUUACUGGAUGAUAUACGGAGAGGUGUUCGCAGACCAGAUCGACCAUAUGCAUAGUAGGAAGUUACAGCACAGGCUGAAUGAAAAACUCUGGCUGGGCGAAAAUUUCUUGCGAACUCACGGAACCUGGCGUAAUAUUGGUCCAUCCCACAUUGGCCAGUGCAGUCAAAAUCCCACUCCCUGUGGGCAGAACAUCACAACAGAGGACGGGGGGGUGGUGUCCCUGCCUCCCUGUAAGACGGGUGCCUGGAUCGUCCCGGCCAUCAUGGCGUGCUACCUGUUGGUUGCCAACAUACUCCUGGUCAACCUUCUCAUAGCUGUGUUCAAUAACACAUUCUUCGAGGUGAAGUCCAUCUCCAACCAGGUCUGGAAGUUCCAGCGCUACCAGCUCAUUAUGACCUUCCAUGAGCGGCCAGUCCUUCCUCCACCACUCAUCAUCUUCAGUCACAUAACCAUGGUCCUUAAGCACCUGUGCUGUCGCUGGCGCAAGCACGACGACGACGAGAGGGACUACGGAUUGAAGCUUUUCAUCACAGAGGACGAGCUGAAGAAGGUCCAUGACUUCGAGGAGCAGUGUAUAGAGGAGUACUUCAGGGAGAAAGAUGACAGAUUCCACUCUUCAAAUGAUGAGAGGAUCAGAGUCACCUCUGAAAGGGUGGAGAACAUGGCCAUGCGUCUGGAGGAAGUCAAUGAGAGGGAACACUUCAUGAAGGCGUCGCUGCAGACUGUUGAUAUUCGUCUGGCACAAAUGGAGGAGCUGAUCGGCCGAAUUGCCGUCGCACUGGAGCGUGUGACAGGGGUCGAACGGGGUGAGGUCAACAAAGUGCGUUCCAGGACUUCAUCUGACUGCACAGACUCUGCAUACAUUCUCCGCCAUGGUGAGUGCCCGGAUGCAACAUACAUCCUUCGCCAAAGCAGCUUUAACAGCACAGAGGGGAAUACCUACCGUAUGCAGGAGGCACUGGAGGGAACAGCUGAGGGCUCCAUGUCCCCUCCGUCUCCUACUGGCAUGGCCACACGGACAAGAAGCCACUCGUUUUAUGUUCGUGGCGGUGAACGCCCAAGUGGAGCUGAGAGAGCCGAGAGCUUCUUCAAAGAGCGCUCGCUCAGUCUCCACCGAGCCAACAGCUCACAAUCUGUGUCCUCAGCUGCCGCCCCCAAGGAGUCUAAGCCCCUCCCCUUGGCGACGCUAUCGGUAUCCCAGCAACACCGUCCAUCAUCAUGCAUUGAUAUCUAUGUCUCAACUUCUGAGGAGGUGGGGCCUUCGGAGGUCUUCUUGGAUCCUCUCCGUGUGGUCCCGCCACUCCAGAGAGACCUGUCGCUGCAGUCAGAUAUUAUGGAGACGGUGUUGCCGGGAGGCCGGGACUUCAGCAGCGCUGCCACCAGUGGUCUGGGCGACAGGCACUCUGAGGGCAGGCCAGGCAGCAGCGCAACAGCUGGAGCUAUGUUUGACGACAGUGCAGCUGCUGAUUUGUCCUUGUGCUCAGCCCACCUCUUACCCGACACAACCUUACCUCUGUGGGACAUGGAUCCAUCCCCACCUCCCUCAGCAGGGCUGCUUGAACGCUCUAAGAGCAGUCGCUACCUCUGUACGGCAGGCACAUCGUUCCUGGAUGAGCCUCCUCUGGUCAAAUCCCACAGCCUCAUGUUCACUCCAAGAGGCUGCUACAGCGGACUGGGGGCAGGCGUCCAGGUAAAAGCUGCAGAGUACACCAGCAUCACUGACUGCAUCGAUACACGCUGUGUCUCAGCUCCAUACACUCCAGCAGAACGCUCCCACUCCCCUGGAGGCUCCACCUCAUUCCCCUUUGAUAAGCCUUCAGACAUUGGCUCAUCUCACCCAGAGAGAGAGGCAGAGCUUAGUCACACAGAGUCUGAUCCAGAGGACCCUGAGGACCUGAUUCCAGCCCCUGAUACCCCUCGCCUAGGGGGCCUUGGCGGGCCCAGUGGGGCCCCUCUCUGCUCCCCCUACUCCAGGCUGGAGCGGGCAAACAGCUGCUCCUCAGAUGACUCCCAUCCUUCCCUCACGCUGGCCCCUCCACACCGGAAGAGCCUGUCAGUGAGUGAGAGGAUGGAGAGGGGAUCGGGUCUGGGGGCAGACAGGGUGCCUGGGCCGGGGGGCCGGGGUCUGGCAGGAACCAGAAACCCCUUCCUCAGGAGCAAGUCUGGAGCACGGCCUGAAACAGCCAAGACUGACAGCCUCUCCAUGAGGAAACUGGCCACUCCGUCAGCUUUCCGCAGCUUUGAUAGACAAAACUACACGUGACAAGGACACUGGUCAGCUCAUUCACAUACUGAUAGGACCAGGGAGGAAAAGGGCCCAGGGCAAAAGUGAAAGCAGGGUGGAGUUGCCCAUUGCUCCUAAUCUGGACCAGAUCUACAGUUUUUACACUUAUGUUUUAGUCUAGAGAAGGUUAUAAAAGUUUUUUCAUAGUACGUGCAGGAGGGGCAACUUUACCCUGGGUCAUGAAUCAGGAAGAAGGGAUGUUAGAUGCAGAGGUCCUACUGUACACCAGUCAAAUACCAAGAGCUAUGAAUCUAGACUAGUUUUUACCUCUUCUUGUAGCUAAGUAACUCUCAAUGGGGUGUUAUGGCAAUGGAAGGUGUCUUUGUACUGUGUGUCUUCCACCCACCACCUUUACGUCAAGUAGACAGCUGUCACUGUGUUACAUCACAUAUCAAUCACAUUAGUCAGAGAAAGUGAACUGUCCCUCCUAGCUGUUUCGUUUGGUAGAACCUGCCACGUCUGACAGACGGACACAGAGAGAGGAGGAAGAACGCUAAAACCACCACCUCAUUUUGUCAGUUUGUCUUAGCAUAGAGUCAUUACUGUCACGAAACUGAACGUUCACAUCAAGUACAUUUUCCUCUCUUAAUCCUAACUCCACACUGUACGACCCCAGCACAAGCAAAGCAGAGCUGACAUUUCUCUGGCUGGUCCAUAACGGAAUCAGCAAAGUGUUUGGAAACCCUCGUGGUUUGGAGACAAUGGCAGUAACAUGGCAACAACUUACCUCUGGAUACACAAAUACACCUUUCAAAUAAUCACUAUUUAUAUCAAGCGUGUCUUUCGUUCACGUAUUGUAGCAAAAUUUAUCUACAGGACUGUGUUUAUUUCUUCUGUCGGAUCAGCCAGAAAAAGAGAGCCGUGUUUUAACUCAUGCCAGACAGUUGCAGGUCUCCAGUCCAUCUGUUUCUGCAGUGACUGGACAAGUUCAAUCUGUUUGAUUUGCCACGCGAUACAACUGAGAAGGAAAAAGCGAGAAAGAGAAUGUGACACGAAGACUGAAAAUCAGCAGGAGACAAUAUCCAGUGUUUUACCGCUCAGGCUUUCAGCGCAGACUCCAGGCAUGAGUCUGUAUAUCAGGAAAGUGAACAGUCAGUGCUUCGAAGACCAACACACGAGAAGGGAAAUGAGAUAAGACGAGUUCUUUAAAGUGCGUGUUGACAUUAACAUACACAAGACCGCACACAUACAUGGUCAGUAAAAUCCUACUCACUUGUGGUAAUAACUUCAACUUCAUACCUGAGCCCAGAGAUUUAACAAGUGCAAUUGCAAAAAACGGGGACAAGAGGGCGCUGUGAGCCUAUUUCAGAGCUUGCUGGGUGAACCCGGGGCAAGUUCAUCUUUGAUUAAACGUUGCAUGAUGUUUGUUUAAACAGAAACUGUGGCGUGUUGAUAUACACAUCACUGCUGACUCACAUUUGGACUUUUGAGUAUCAUGUUGCCCAAUCUUAUGUUGCCUAAUAAUAAUUAUAUUUAAUCUUGAAUCUUUAUUGGGCUACACCUCUAACACACCCACCAAACAAAAGAACAAAAACGGCCAUUACAGGUUUCCAGGAAACACAUCGUUCAACAUACGUCUUGAUUGAACGUGCCCCCAAGUGUGGACCUUUCUUCGCCAGCACCUGACGCCAAAAAAUCCUUCCACUCCACCAAUUGUAGCUCUCUUGUAGCCCAGACCCCCCCACCUCAGCCCCCUCCUUCAGGUUUUGGCAGUGGCAUUAUGUUGCAAUGGUUUUUACAUCCACCAACAGCUAAUGGAUCCGUCCUUCAUCUCUUCCAUAACUGUCUUUCAUUUGCUUUUCUCUUGUAUUUAUUUAUUAUUGAUUAUUUUUAUUGCAUUCAGCUUCUGCAAAAGCAGACUUUGAAAAGAAAGCACUUGCCCCCAUGACUGAGCCCAUUACAAAUCAUCAACUGGUCCAGAAGAGGUCCUGCAGGAGGAGGAGCUCAUUUAUGAAUUUUUAAAAAGAGAGAAACACGCUUGGGAAUGAGCUAUAUGCAUUCUAGCUGAGAUUAAAGAAGGGUGUGUAUUCACACAGGAUGAAAAGUGGGACUAUUAUUGAAAAGAUGAAAGCCAGAUAAGUGAUUUAAAAUUUUCUAAUUUUUUUAUUCUAGUAGCGGAAGAAGUGUGGUGGUGGUGGGGGAGAAGAUGUCCUUCUUUAAUCGCUCUAUAAAGAUAAAAAUAUAGGUGAAAUUAUUAGAAUUCCUACUGAUUUUUUUAAUGUUUAUGUUUUAUAUUUCCUCGCUAUUACAAUUCAUUUCAAUCAUGUUGCAUUAAUUUUGAGAUUGAUUCUAUUUAUUGACACUUUCUUGCUCAUUGAUAAUUAAAAGAAAUGCCUGUUUGAAUUAUUACAAAUUUAAUAUUUAUAUCUUCUCAGUGAUAUUUUUGUCGAAUUUUAAGUAUUUUCUAAUUAAGCUUUUAAAUUUAAUAAAAGUUGACCAUCUACAUGCACUAAAUGCUGAUGUAUUAUAUUAUUUAUUAAAUAUAGAAUUGUCUGAUAUACUGUACAUUUCAAUCAUAUCUAAAGUAUUUAAAGUAGUUUUUAUUGUACGUUUUAUCAAGCAACUUAUGAGAAUUUUCUAAUAUGAUGUUGACGAGGCAAUAACGAUUUGCCAGUAUAACAAACUUCGGGUGCCUUUUGGGGCGUCGAAGGAAAAUGUGGGGACUGAAGUGAUUCUUAAGUCUGUUCAAUUUCUCACCUUUGUUUUCUUUUUCUCUCUCUAGUCACAGAACCUGAAUAUCAGUGAUUAUUCUCAACAUGUGGCUUCUACACACUCUCAUAGACAUUUGUUGAUCUCUUCAAACACGCCUGAAGCCCAGAGUAGGGGGACUGACUGCAUCAGGGCUGGUGUGGACAUUUUUUGGAUCUGUCCAAACACAUACAAAGACAGGAUUGAGAAUAAUGGGUUUUAUAGCUGAAGAAGAAAAAAAAAAUCUAUUUGCACGUGAAAGUGAGACAUGAGGACGAGGGUAUAGCAUCAUCGUGAGGUCGGUGCUGUUGCAGUAAAUCCGUUUUCUUGAUUGAGUUGAAUGCUUUGACUUAUCUCUGUGUCACAACCCAGUCUGCUGCAUGAUACAAACUCUUCACAUGUCCACUACACCUGACUCAAAAACCUUAAAUCACGGGUACAAUGCAUUGCAACUCCCAAGUUGAGGGGCUUACAGGAAAACCGGCACACAGUAGUGUUUAAAUCUGCUCGAUCUGGAUUGUUAUUUGGAUCUGACACUCGUAAAUAUUUGUCCCCUCCACAUGUUUGAUUUUUUCCAUCCGGAGCAAUGAACUAUUCUCAGAGAAAUCAAGGAAAAUGGUGAAAAACGCCACGUUGAAGAAAGUGUAAAAACAUUCCUGGAUCCACACCAAAAUGUCAUGGCUUGGGUCUUAUCUCACCCCUCCACAAAAACCUAACCUCCUUGGUAAAAGGAAUCAUCAUAGUCGAAGCAGCAGAGGCUGAGAUACUCAAACAUUUAGUCCAAGUGUGGAUGAAGCUUGAAAAAAGGAUGGACUCCAUAAUUCCUGUAAUGGAUCUCAGUGGCAUCUUUUCUUAAGAGUCUCCCGGGAUGUUAAAUGUGCUUAUCUUUCAAGUUCCUAGUCCCCAGUUAUUACCACAGCUUGUGUGUGAAAUAUUUGAAGUGUAACUGAACAUCAGGUUUUCUCAGACUUCAGAAAGCUCCUUUCGAAGGCUGAGUGGUACCGUGACCAAAAACUGACCUUUAUUUGUUAAAUCAGCGGAAUGCCCCUUUAACUCAGUUAUUAAAUACCAGUAUGAAUUGCGUUGUGGACACAUGGGUAGUAUGAAUCAUGUAGGUUGGACAGAUCGGGGGUAACACAUGAUGAAGGAUCGCAACUGCAGUUUCCUCGACAAAUAUACCGUUCGUUUUAGAGAAGAAAGGUUGACACCAAGUCAAUGCUCAGGGAUACAUUACUCCAGUGAUGCAAGGUCAGAAGAAAGAAAAGAAAGAAAGAAGAGUGACUUCAGCUUCCAGUAUAAACACUGUGCUUUAUGAGUCGAACCCAGAGUCUUUGGGGAUCAUAGAUAAUCUAUACAUUUUGUAUUUGUCGUCUUCAGUAAUAGUUUAUGAAUGAAUGUCUUCAUCCCUAAAUGACUCGUUCACCAUUAGAAAUCUUAACGUCACUAUAGUGCGAACAAUAAGGGGGGGGGGGGAUUUCAUUUGGAGCUUCUUGGAGGAUUGUGUUUUGAUAACGAGGGCUUUGGUCACACACAGUCGACCCUCACAAACCAAAAUUUGCCAAACCAAAUGGAGCUGAGCUGAGUCGUGCUCUGCUGACCUGUCGUCUACUCAGCUGUGGCGAACAGGGUUAACCAAGCAAAGGUCGGACAGCUCAGCUCGGCCUCGCGUGGCCAAGUAUGAUACAGACGACUGUGUCGGACUGAAGGCUCCCUCCCUCCUAUUCGACCCAUCGCGAUAGGAAAUCCAAAAUAUCCUUUUCUUUAUCCUUACAGUAAGGGUCACCAAAUACCGUACAUGUCCGUGUAUACACGAUUCUUCAACGGUUCUGUGAUAUGUUGACAUGGCAUCCGUGGACGGUGUCGACGAGAGGCGUGUGCAUGUAUGCGCUACGUGCGAGUGUGCGUGUACUGUGUGUGAAUUCAGAAAUGUUUGAUGACAAUAAAAACAGGGAGGCAUGCCAACACAACACAACCCAACAGAAUCUCAAUGUACAGUAUUUUUUAAAACAUUCUCCUCUACUGUAUCUUACAGUAUUGUGGAAUGGUGACCAUAUACGUACGAUGAUAAUCAACAGAUCCACUUGCCUCCUGUAUGACGACCUCUGACUCAUUAGAUAAAGAGAGUUUCACGCACACAGUUUCCUGCAAUAAUUGCCUAUGUUGUGCUUCGACAACACAAAAAGGACUUACGCCCCCACUGGUCACACUUUUAUGUAACGUCCUUUAAAUGCAUGCGGUUCUUCCACCCAGAGUGUACACAGACGACCUGUAAAGAUGACAAUGAUGAUGAGAGAGAGAUUAUAACAUGAAAUCAAAGUAGUGAGUAUUUGGAUGCAAAUACAAAUCUGUAUUCUUCAAUGUGAAUAGGAUCAUGUCUGGCAUGCAUUGUUAAAUAAACGAUUAAAUACUGUAGAUUGGUACCCGCUGUCUCGCCUGUUUUUACUUCACCUGGAUCUUUAACCUUUCAGUGACAGAAAGACUUGUGAUUAAUGUGAGAAAUGUGUGGUUAACUCUAUCAUGUUUGUUUCAAUAGAUUACGGCAAGAAGAGCAGCAUCAGAGACAUAAAGUCUCAUCCUGGUGCUGUUACAAAUUGUUAGAUCCAUGAGUUUAUAAAAACCUGCAGGGCUAAAAACAUCAGGAACAUCUGCAUUUCUCCUAUUCCCUUCAUGGUGUUGAACUGGGGCCGGGGGCCGUUAACCUCAUUGUCGCAGAGCUCAGAAACAACAAAGCCUCACGGUGUGUAAACCAUCAGCUACUGAGCCACAUCACAUGAGCUGCUCUGCAGUGAGAACAGGACGACAGACUGCCACUGCUCCCCCCCACCCCCACCCCCACCGGCUGCUGGUGAGACGAGUGCUACAGGUGUGGAUUGGUGCUUUAAAAAAAAGAAACGCCACCAUGAGUCAGAACCACAUUGUUGGAUCGAUUCCACAGGGGAAUGUGAUGUGUUUUACAAGUAAUGAAGAAGGGGCGAGUUUUCAAGAGAAUUGCCACUCAUUGGAAAUGAUUAUUUAUAGUAAUGUGACAUUUUGCAACACGCACGUUUCUUGCAGUUUACUUUCCUUCAUGGUUUUCCUCUGCUCCUCGGCUCGAGUCUGUAAAACACACAGUCAGCAUGUGUGUGUCAGUUUGUUGUAGUAAAAUAAAACCGUGCACAAGCUGAAAAUCACCACUUCUGAAAAUACGUGGGUGCUGCUUUGCAAAUACUUUGCUUCAUCCUGCUUUGUGUACACGAUAACAUGAACACCUCCACCUGCACUACCUGUAUAACAAUACAGUCAGAGCUGUUGUGUUAUUGUCUCUUUUGUAAAGCAACAUUCCUUUUUAGUACACACAGUGCUUUAUUAGGAGUUGAUUCACAUUUGGCACAAUCUACCUUCCAUAUAUAAGACUGCAAUCUCCAGUAUGGCCCAAAACAACACCUCAGGAGUUGAAUCUUCAUUUAUCUGAAGUUAUGUUCUGAAGUUAAAUAAAAGACUCAUUGGUGGGAUGUAACAUUGUACUGUACAUUUAUUUAGUUAUUGUACUUAAGUACAUUUUUCAUUACAUGUACUUUACUUAAGUAGAUUUAUUUCCAGGUACUUUUCACUUUUACUCCACUACAUGUAUCAACAAAUAUCUACUACAUUUUAACAAUGGAUUGUUUUACAUAUUUAAAAUGUUUUUUUAAAUAUUUUAUAAAAAAUCAAUUACUAGAAGUGAUUUGGUCCAUUGAUCCAAUCAGAGCAGGUAGACCAUGAGACCAUAAGAUGAAAGUCUGUAUUAUAUAGAAUAUAUGUAGUUGACCAUUGCAUAAGGGAAUAUAAGACUACACUUAAGUACUCUACAAUUACUUUUACCUUUAAUACUUUAAGUAUAUUUAAAAGGAAGUACUUACUUUUAGUCAAGUAGAAAAAAAUUUCUAUUUAUUUGUAUUUUUACCAUUGUAAAAUGUUUGAGUACUAGGCCUAUACCUCGAGCAGUCAAAAUUCUAUUUGGGUCAAGUAAAUCAGCAAAAUGUGUCUAAGGUAAAAGUACUGCAAAUACAGGUGUAAUAUGAAGAAAGUGUAAGGGUAACAUUUUUUAUUAUUUCUGCCUGAAAUGUGGUAAUGUAAAAGUAUAAAGUACUAUUGAAUGAAAAUACUCAAGUAGCCUAUAGUUCCAAGUACUUUGUAUGUAUUUUUUCACCACUGCAUGGUCGUUUCCUAUCAUUAUGAGUCAGCCAUUAUUCCUUUUCCUGUUUAGUGACUUUGCCUGUGCUUCAGUGUUGUUGUAGACUACAGGCUCCACGCCUCCCUGUUGUGUGUCUGUUGUGUGUCCGCUGUGCAGCCCUGGCUCCUGCUCCUGACUGAACCGGGACUUCCGGUGUGUCCCGCGCUCGGUGGGGGCCCGGGUGCAUGGGGUUGUUCCUGAAGCGCGCGUGUCAGCGGCGGUACACGCGCACGAGGAAGGGAACGUUCUGUACUCGGAUCACGCACGUGCCCUCCUCUGUUACCGCACGCGCACUCCAAAAGAAGUUCAUAAUUUUUUUUCUUACGCAACCACCGUGUCGUGUCGGCCGGUGUCAACACAAUAACAUGACCCAGAUGCGCCGCGCACUCGGACUGAACUCUGGCACCUCCGUGAGAAGGAGGGGGAGGAGGAGGUGGAGGAGGGAGCUCCUCUCCUUCCUCAGAAAUGUUUACCGCUGUGCUGAACUGAAGGAGGAGCCGAGCGGAGCGCAGGGAGGCCACGGGCGAAAACCUCCAGUUACAACCAGAUUGUAUUCCUAGAAAUCCAGACUUUCUUCCGCCACCACAGAGGGGGCGGGGCUCCAGCACGAUCCAGGAAAAGGGGCGAAAGGUUCCUGCAGGGACUCGCUCGGCAGCUGUUGUCCUCAGACAGACACUUUGUGUUCAGUUUCAUGAACCUUCAGUCUCGGACAUGUUGUUUCUCACACUGUGGGUCAGCAGAAAUCAGAUUUUUUUUUACGCAGUGACAUGUCUGCUGCAGUGCCCAGAUGAUCCCGCCCCUACAGGGAGGAGGGUGUAUGUGCAGCUGGUUGUGAGGAGUGGCUCUGUUGUUGUGAAGUGUUGCUACACAGUUUAGUCACAUCAUCACACACACAGUGGAGUAUCACUAACACACAGGGAGGACUUUACCCGACCUGGGUCAUGAUGUGCCACUAAAAUACAGGAAAACCCCUCAGCGUGUGUGUGGGUGUGUUGUUCUUAUAUAUAAACUGCUUCAGGCAGGGAAAUGUGUCCAAACGAUGUGUGCAGAGUUCAUGUCAAGGAGAAACUAUUGCCAGGCAGUGUUGCUCAACCUUCCCCCCACAGCUGAGAGGGGGUUUUCAAGGAACUUCGGUCAUGAAUGCACUCAGAGCACCUCUCUUUUUUUGUAGCUGGGGGUCUUGUUACAGUUUCAGGUGCACUGAGUGCAUAUAUAUAGAGAGACCUUAACCUAUAUAUCUGUCUGUCUUGUAAGCUGUUACAAUACUGUCUCCAGAAUAGGUUUUUUUUGUUUGAAUGUGCAUAUUCAAAAAUGAAUGCAAAUAAAACACCUCUAAAACUUUACAGAAA